UGGAUCCUGAACCGGCGCCAUGGCGAUUCGCAAGCUCAAGGCGCGGGGCAUCGGCCGCUUCGAGCUCUUGAGCUGGCUCAACGAGUUUUUGGAGACCGACUACACCAAGAUCGAGCAUCUCGCCGACGGCAUUGCGUACUGUCAGGUGUUUGACGUGGUCUUCCCCGGCAAAGUCGCGCUGCACCUUGUCAACUUUCACGCGACGUACGAGCCCGAGUUUGAGCGCAAUUUCGGGAUUCUCAAAAAAGCGUUUGACGCGUGCCAAGUGCGCAAGGAAAUCCCGAUGAAAAAACUCGUGCGCGGUAUCUUCCACGAACACUUUGAUUUUCUCAACUGGAUCCACGACUAUGUCCAUCGCAACUGCCCGGACGCGGCCCGCGGCUACCAUGCGUACGCGCGGCGCGAAGAAAUUUUGAGUGCGCAGCCCAAGGCGGACGUGAACGUGAACCUCGUGCCCCGCUUCAGCAUGCGCAACGGUUUGUUCCAGUCGGCAGGUCCCAGUUUUCCGGACGCCAUUUCGACAGAGUCCCACGACGACCAUACUAUUGAAAACUCAACGAGCAACAACAAUGACGCGCCACCGCCCGUGCGCUCAAUGACGGACGCGCAAGUCGCCAUCGCCAGCCUCCGCAACGCACUGCACGCAAAAUCGACGACCAAACGACCGAGCUUGCGCAGCGCCAAAAAGCCUCUCGAGCCAGCGCCGUGGUCAGGCCCGCUCCAGCGACUGAACAUCGCGUUGGAGGCCGAGCUCCAUGGCCGAAUUCAAAUCCUGGACAACGACCGGCGGGACAUUGCGUCCCUCCUCGCUGAGCGCAAUGAGCUGUACGAGUGUUUACGCGACAUUGAUAACGCGUUACGUACGGACGACACCGACAUCGGAGCCAUUUUGAGUGCGCCACUGCCGCCGUGGCCCCUCGCGACGACCGAGCUUGAGGCGUAGGAGAAUGGAUGGCAUGCCGCCAGAUCUGGGUCCUGGGUGGACAUGCACGUAAUUGAAGUCACACGACCUUACAAUAUUGUACCGCACAACGUGUAGCCAUGACAACGUCGCGCAACAAUCCCGCGCAAUAUUAUCAGAGUAUCAACUUGAUAUCAAGGCGAGGCGUGCUGUCGUCAUGAAGCCAGACGUCGUUUUCAUUCAAUAGGACAACACUUGUGUGCUUGGUGC
This is a messenger RNA of Saprolegnia diclina VS20, 1171 nucleotides long. RefSeq lists its product as hypothetical. Gene Ontology annotation, molecular function: microtubule plus-end binding. The transcript is spliced from 7 exons. Gene Ontology annotation, biological process: regulation of microtubule polymerization or depolymerization; spindle assembly; protein localization to microtubule plus-end. The record is from RefSeq and is a predicted model, not a curated record. Gene Ontology annotation, cellular component: microtubule plus-end; spindle midzone; cytoplasmic microtubule. Bases 20 to 943 code for a protein of 307 amino acids. NCBI's taxonomy places the organism in Eukaryota, Oomycota, Saprolegniomycetes, Saprolegniales, Saprolegniaceae.